Messenger RNA from Clonostachys byssicola, 582 nucleotides. Lineage: Eukaryota; Fungi; Ascomycota; Sordariomycetes; Hypocreales; Bionectriaceae. The record is from the annotation of a GenBank genome assembly.
AUGGGGUCGACUGUCGAGUCGCCCGUGAUGCAUGCCAGCGAAGAGGCCGAGUGGCCGCAGCGCCGAGGGCCUCCUGCGACCGGUGGGAUGAUAUCGUUCCUGAACGAGCAGCUUGCAGCAGCGUCGGUCUGCCGUGGUGAUGCGCUGGACGGGAGGAUUGGCUCGCAGGCGUCCAUCACGACGCUGGCCGGCGCGAAACUGGCCCGUCGGCUGGGCAGGACGGUCGCAAUAUCAUGUCGACCUGGGUCGCCUGCUGCAGCGUCUGGCGCCAAGCAUGCAUUGUGUGUUGUCAAGCUCCUCGUUGACCGACAGCUCGUCGCCAUAGGGCAGCAUGGCCUGCACCAUCUCCACCCGGCCAUCUGCAAGACCAUCUCCACGGGCCAGUCGCAAUCUCAGACGGCGAUAUCCCUGCCCAUCCCACCCUAUCAAGCCCCUGCGACUACAUGCACCAGACGCCAGCGCAUUGCUUCGUCUGGGGGCCCCUGGCUAUCACACAACCAGGAGGCCGAAAUGCCGUCACUCUUGGGAUUCUUCUUGCGCGAAAAAUGGGCUCUCAGCUCCUGGCUUGAGGGGAAGGUGUAG